Molecule: messenger RNA, 1929 nt
Organism: Diabrotica balteata
Lineage: Eukaryota; Metazoa; Arthropoda; Insecta; Coleoptera; Chrysomelidae
Source: the annotation of a GenBank genome assembly
AUGUUUUCCGCGAUAAAAAGGCUUACUAGUAAGGGUGAAAACUCCGCCAACAAUGUGCCAACAUCUCGACCCUCCAGCCAUCAGGCUAUGUCAUCAUCUUUACAGAAAAAAUUUGCAAGGGGUGUACAAUACAACAUGAAAAUAGUGAUAAAGGGUGACAGAAAUGUUGGAAAAACCUGUCUAUUCCACAGACUUCAAGGGAAAAAGUUUGUUGAAGAGUACAUUCCUACAGACGAAAUCCAAGUGACUUCUAUCCAGUGGAACUACAAAGCUACUGAUGAUAUAGUGAAAGUAGAAGUGUGGGAUGUUGUAGAUAAAGGAAAAAAGAAGAAACAUUUUGAAGGGCUGAAAUUGGAAAAUACCCAGUUGGAAGUAGAAGAGGAACAUGCAUUAGAUGCAGAAUUUUUAGAUGUCUAUAAAGGCACUAAUGGGGUGAUAAUGAUGUUAGAUUUGACCAAAAAUUGGACUUUUGAUUAUGUCCAAAGAGAGUUGCCAAAAGUUCCAGGCCACAUACCAGUGAUAAUAUUAUCAAAUCAUUGUGAUAUGUCACACCAUAGAUCAGUUACUGCAGAACAUGUAAAUUAUUAUAUAGAAUCAAUUGCUGAUACGCGCUCUGCCCAAGUACGCCACUCAGAAUCGUCGAUGCGUAACGGCUUCGGACUGAAAAUCCUCCACAAAUUUUUCAACCUACCUUUCCUCCAACUUCAAAGAGAAACCUUACUAAAACAAUUGGAAAGAAACGAAAUGGAAACGACAGUCACAAUUCAAGAAUUAGAUAUGUAUUGCAGCUCGGACGAGGCAAAUUACGGAAAGUUUUUGGAGAACUUGGUGAAAAAACGAAGGGAAGUUGCUGAUUCCAACGCGAAUAUUCCUCAGCCGCAAGUCAAACCGCCAACCAACGUUGGAGGAACUGACAUGAAGAGGUCACAAAGUGCUUCUAUAGUUAUUGGAGCAGGUAAACCAAUUCCUUAUGGCAAUACAGCACUGACAGUUCCAAAACAGCCAACGCCUCAGAUAUCCAAAAGUUCCAGCAUGAGUUCCGGUUUUGUCUCUAAAUGGGGACCGGAAAAUCGUGUUGUGGACGGCAUUCCAGAUAUAAAAGGCUUAGAAAUUAGUCCUAUAAAGUCAGUUGAAGAAUUCUGUCCGGAUAACGGACAACUGGGCGGUUUUCUAGAUGAUGUGCAGAUCAAUGCGCAGGUUGAGGCUAAAGAAGAGGGAGACUCAGGAACCGACACCGAUACGGGAAAUCCUCUAGUGUCCGAAUUGCAGGAAGAUUUCGAAGAAGAUCUAGCAUUUUCAAAACCUAUGAAGCACGUCAAGAAAGUCGAAUCUCCCUUCACGGCGCCAUCAAAACCUCUCAUCAAAUCAGACGAAAGCAAAGAGAAUGAAGUAGACAAAAGCAUUCCAGAGGAUUAUGAUAUGAAACAGACCACAGACGAGUUUGACUCCACGAUUAACUCAGAAAUAUCCGAAUUAACUUCAGACGCGUACGAUGCUUGGAUGGGGGUUGAUACUAAAUGGAGGAGAUCACCGGAAGGUGGUGAAGACAAUUCGGUAGUUAGCCAAACGUUAGAUUAUAGCAACAGUACAGUCUACGAUGAUAGUAAUAGUAUGAAUUCUUCCAAUGUUCACAUGGAACUGCUCAGUUCAAAGACCAGCUAUCCGUCAAAUCCCAGUGGACAUAGCGAUGGAGAUGAUGCAAUGUCGUCUGGAUCGUUAAGGAAAGAGAAAAAAGAAAAAGAUAAAUCGAAGACUGAAAGAAAACACAAAAAGAAAAAAGACAAGGAUAAAGAAAAGCACAAAGAUCCCGAUAAGAAAAACAAAAGGCGCUCUCGCGACGAAGCUUCCCAUUCGCACAGAGACGAACUAGAAGAAUUCCUCAACGGUACUACGAGUCCACCCCUGGAAGCCGACUACGAAGCCAUCUAG